UGUGCCCCUUGUCUGUGCUACUAGCUUGGGGACUUUGUUGGACUUCUCAGUGCUGUCUGAGCUGAAGGCCCCAGGCCUGGGGCAUGGAGGGGCUGCAUAACCUGCAGGCCAGCCAAGGGAGGGGUCAGCUCUCUGAUCCUGCCUCUGGCCUUGAGUGCUAGAGCACAGGAUAGGCCUCCAUGGAGGAGCCCAGGGCCUCCUGCUCCAGCCCAGGGCAACGCGCUGCAGCAGCGCGAGAGCUGCUCCUGGCCGCAUUUGAGGACCUAAGUCAGGAGCAGCUGAAGCGCUUCCGCCACAAGCUGCGGAAUGCGCCCGAAGGCAGCCGCGGCAUCCCGUGGGGGCGGCUAGAGGGCGCUGAUGCCAUAGACCUGGUAGAGCGAUUGGUGGAGUUCUAUGGGCCAGAGCCCGCGCUGGAAGUGGCCCACAAGGCGCUGAAGAGGUCGGAUGUGCGUGAUGUGGCGGCGCGACUCAAGGAGCAGCGGUUGCAGCAGCUCGGGCCUGGCCCCUCGGCGCAGCUCUCAGUGUCAGAGUACAAGAAGAAAUACCGCCAGCACGUGCUGCAGCUGCAUGCCAAGGUGAAGGAGAGGAACGCCCGCUCCGUGAAGAUCACCAAGCGCUUCACCAAGCUUCUCAUCGCGCCUGAGAGCCCUGAUCCGGAGGACGAGACGCUGGGUCUCGCGGAGGAACCGGAGCCCCGGCGCGCGCGGCGCUCAGACACUGACACCUUCAACCGUCUGUUCAGCCGGGAUGAGGAGGGCGGGAGGCCACUGACCGUGGUGCUGCAGGGCCCAGCGGGCAUUGGCAAGACCAUGGCUGCCAAAAAGAUCCUGUACGACUGGGCGGCUGGCAAGCUGUACCAUGGCCAGGUGGACUUCGCCUUCUUCCUGCCGUGCCGCGAGCUUCUGGAGCGGCAGGGCGACAGCAGCUUGGCCGACCUGAUCCUGGAUCAGUGCCCCGACCGCGGCGCGCCCGUGCGCCAGAUACUGGCGCAUCCCGAGCGGCUACUCUUCAUCCUGGACGGCGCUGACGAGCUAUUUGCGCAGGGGUCCGCCGAAGCCGCGCCCUGCGCGGAUCCCUUCGAGGCGACUAGCGGCGCGCAGGUGCUGGGCGCGCUGCUGAGCAAGGCUCUGCUGCCCGAGGCCCGCCUGCUGGUGACAACGCGCGCUGCCCCACCCGGGGGGCUGCACCGCCACUUGCGCUCGCCGCAGUGCGCCGAGGUGCGCGGAUUCUCGGCCAAAGACAAGAAGAAGUUCUUCUAUAAGUUCUUCCGAGACGAGCGGAGGGCGGAGCGCGCCUACCGCUUCGUGAAGGAGAACGAGACGCUCUUCGCGCUGUGCUUCGUGCCCUUCGUGUGCUGGAUCGUGUGCUCCGUGCUGCGCCAGCAGCUCAAGAGCAGCCAGGACCUGUCGCGCACUUCCAAGACCACCACAUCUGUGUACCUGCUCUUCAUCGUUAGCCUGCUGGGAUCGGCGCCACCCGCCAACGGAGCCUACGUGCAGGGCGAGCUGCGUAAGCUGUGCCGCCUGGCCCGAGAGGGCGUCCUGGGGCGCCGGGCGCAGUUUGCAGAGAAGGACCUGGAACGACUGGAGCUGAGCGACUCGGUUGUGCAGACGCUGUUUCUCAACAAGAAGGAGAUGGUCGGCGUGCUGGAGGCCGAGGUCACCUACCAGUUCGUCGACCAGAGCUUCCAGGAAUUCUUCGCUGCGCUGUCCUACCUGCUGGAGGAGGAGGGGGCCCCCGAGGCGCCGGCCGGUGGCGUAGGUGCCCUCCUGCGCCGGGAUGCAGAGUUGCGUGGCCACCUCACGCUCACCACGCGUUUCCUCUUCGGACUGCUGAGCACUGAGCGGAUGCGCGACAUUGAGCGCCACUUCGGCUGCUUGGUCUCGGAGCGCGUGAAGCAAGACGCGCUGCUGUGGGUGCAGGGUCAGGGCCGCUCCACGGCGGCGCCAGAGGGGACCGAGGGGACGGAGGGGCUCGAGGCGUCGGAGGAGCCAGAGGAGGAGGAGUAUGAGGAGCUCAACCACCCGCUGGAGCUGCUGUACUGCCUGUAUGAGACGCAGGAGGAUGCGUUCGUGCGCCAGGCCCUGCGUGGCCUGCCGGAGCUGGCGCUGGAGCGAGUGUGCUUCAGCCGCAUGGACCUCGCGGUCCUGAGCUACUGCGUGCAGUGCUGCCCCGAGGGACAGGCGCUGCGGCUGCUCAGGUGCCAGCUGAGUAUGCUGCAGGAGAAGAAGAAGAAGAGGAGCCUGGUGAAGAGGCUGCAGGGCAGCCUGGGAAGCAGGAAUUCCGGAGCCUCCUCAAGGCAACCGCCAGCCUCCCCGCUUCGUGCACUCUGUGAGGCCAUGAAUGACCAGCACUGCGGUCUGAGUAGACUGACAUUGUCCCAUUGCAAGCUCCCGGACAUGGUCUGCCGUGACCUGGCUGAAGCCCUGAGAGCGGCCCCUGCCCUGACUGAGCUGGGCCUCCUGCACAACAGUCUCAGCGAGGUGGGCCUGCGGGUGCUGUGUGAGGGCCUGGCCUGGCCCAGGUGCCGAGUACAGACACUCAGGGUGCAGCAGCCUGGCCUCCAGGAAGCACUCCAGUACCUGAUCGGCCUGCUCCAGCAGAGCCUUGUGCUGACCACCCUGGACCUCAGUGGCUGCCAGCUACCAGGACCCACUGUGACCUACCUGUGUUCCACCCUGCAGCAGCCUGGAUGCAGCCUGAAGGCCCUCAGUCUGGCCUCGGUGGAGCUGAGUGAGUAUUCGCUGCAGGAGCUCCAGGCUGUGAAGAUGGCAAAGCCAGACCUGGUCAUCACACAUCCUGGGCUGGAGGACAAGCCGGAGCCUCUCGAAGGGGUCAGCAGUGCCCUCUGA
Molecule: messenger RNA, 2852 nt
Organism: Loxodonta africana (African savanna elephant)
Lineage: Eukaryota; Metazoa; Chordata; Mammalia; Proboscidea; Elephantidae
Gene: NLRP6
Product: NLR family pyrin domain containing 6
Exons: 8
Coding region: 180-2852 (890 amino acids)
Biological process (GO): regulation of inflammatory response; acute inflammatory response; response to bacterium
Cellular component (GO): cytoplasm; canonical inflammasome complex
Molecular function (GO): vasopressin receptor activity; peptide binding
Source: RefSeq, a predicted model, not a curated record